AUGCCCUUCUCCGUCUGCGUCAAGGAUCGGAUGAUGUACUCCCACACCUUCACAUUCGACGACGGCGUACCCUUUACGACCGGCUGCACCGCAGUCGUGACCGCCACCUUUGAAGGCGCGGCGCUCGGGCCUUACGACAUCCUCAUCGACAUCCUCGUCGCGCAGAAGCUUCUGCGGGAGGUCAUGGAACUUUACGACCACAAGAACCUGGACGCACUGCAGGAGUUUGCGAGGCCGGAUGGAUCUCGCCGCAAUACGACUGUCGAGGCGCACCACCACAGCGUGCUCGCCACGGAUGGCAAGGGGCUCGGAGCCGCGAUGCACAUCAAGCUCGAGGAGAGCGACGUCGCACUCGCGAGCUACUGGGAGGAGGCGAGGCCCGAAGGGCUGUUCAGCGCCUGCGCAGUAGGAUCCUAG
Emiliania huxleyi CCMP1516 is the source of this 417-nucleotide messenger RNA. RefSeq lists its product as hypothetical. The record is from RefSeq and is a predicted model, not a curated record. The coding region runs from base 1 to 417 and encodes 138 amino acids. NCBI's taxonomy places the organism in Eukaryota, Haptophyta, Isochrysidales, Noelaerhabdaceae. The transcript is spliced from 3 exons.